Aspergillus versicolor CBS 583.65 is the source of this 1925-nucleotide messenger RNA. Its product is annotated as putative pyruvate dehydrogenase complex, dihydrolipoamide acetyltransferase component. Gene Ontology annotation, cellular component: pyruvate dehydrogenase complex. NCBI's taxonomy places the organism in Eukaryota, Fungi, Ascomycota, Eurotiomycetes, Eurotiales, Aspergillaceae. The record is from RefSeq and is a predicted model, not a curated record. Gene Ontology annotation, biological process: pyruvate decarboxylation to acetyl-CoA. Gene Ontology annotation, molecular function: dihydrolipoyllysine-residue acetyltransferase activity. The transcript is spliced from 4 exons. Bases 120 to 1571 code for a protein of 483 amino acids.
GCUCACCCCAGCGUUCUUCUUCCAGAUACAAUUUCUCGGCUCCUCUCCGCCAUUCAUCUUUUUCCUUUCCUAUAGCGCCGCGGGCCUAUAUCUGUAUCACUUCACAGAAUCUAGGCACCAUGGUCGCCUCUGCUAUCAGAAUGCGCACUCCAAGCGCUUCAUUCCUCUCAAAAGGCGCCUGCUCCUUGAGGCGACCGCAGGCCUCCUACAAAUUCACGGCCUCAAUUCAACACCAAUUGCCCGCCAUCUCUGCUCUUUCCCGCUUCUAUGCUUCCAAGUCUUUCCCUCCCCACACUAUCAUCAGCAUGCCUGCCUUGUCGCCAACAAUGACUGCUGGAAAUAUCGGAGCCUGGCAGAAGAAGGCUGGCGAUGGCCUCCAACCGGGUGAUGUUCUGGUCGAGAUCGAAACCGAUAAGGCGCAGAUGGACUUUGAGUUCCAGGAAGAAGGUGUUUUGGCCAAGGUGCUGAAAGAGUCUGGCGAAAAGGAUAUUUCCGUUGGCUCUCCUAUCGCUGUCUUAGUCGAAGAAGGUACCGAUGUUGCGGCAUUCGAAUCAUUCGGUUUGGAGGAUGCCGGUGAGGGUGCUGCCCCCGCUAAGCAAAGCGAAGAAGCGCCCAAGGAAGCUCCCAAGGCUUCGGAACCGUCCACACCUCAACCAGAGGCUGGUGGUUAUGAGCCCGAAACUUCCGGUGAGAAGCUUCAGCCUAGUCUGGACCGAGAACCUGCGAUUAGCCCCGCCGCUAAGGCAUUGGCUCUUGAGAAGGGCGUUCCCGUCAAGGCCCUGAAGGGCACUGGACGAGGUGGCCAGAUCACCAAGGAGGAUGUGGAGAAGUACAAGCCUAGCGCCUCAGCUGCCGGCCCUGUCUCCGAAGACAUUCCUCUUACAUCGAUGCGCAAGGUUAUCGCUAGCCGUCUCCAGCAGUCUUGGGGCCAAAACCCUCACUUCUUCGUCUCCACCACCUUGUCCGUCACCAAGCUUCUCAAGCUUCGCCAGGCCCUUAACGCCUCUGCUGAUGGCAAAUACAAGCUCUCCGUCAAUGACUUCCUCGUUAAGGCUUGCGCCACCGCCCUCCUUAAGGUUCCUCAGGUCAACUCCAGCUGGGUUGAGGAGAAUGGCCAGGUUGUCAUUCGUCAGCACAACUCUGCUGAUAUCAGUGUUGCAGUCGCUACCCCUGCUGGAUUGAUCACUCCUAUUGUGAGGAACGCCCAGGGUCUUGGGCUGUCUAGCAUCUCCAACCAGGUCAAGGAUCUCGGCAAGCGCGCUCGGGACAACAAGCUUAAGCCCGAAGAGUUCCAGGGUGGCACUUUCACCAUCAGCAACAUGGGUAUGAACCCCGCUGUUGAGCGAUUCACUGCCGUCAUCAACCCUCCUCAGGCCGGUAUUCUUGCUGUUGGCACUACGCGCAAGGUUGCUGUUCCUGUCGAGACUGAAGAGGGUACUUCGGUUGAGUGGGAUGACCAGAUUAUUGUGACUGGUAGCUUCGACCACAGAGUUGUCGAUGGUGCCGUUGGUGCUGAAUGGAUCAAGGAGCUCAAGAAGGUUGUCGAGAACCCUCUAGAAUUCCUUCUAUGAGUUUCAAAUCCGGACUUUUGGUAAUCGUGUGUGCUAGCGCAUUGGCUCAGACCCUCAACCGGGCCUUGUCUCAUUAUGUAUUAAAAUCCUCAUAUUUUUUGACCAUCUUGGUCGUUAGGUACAGCUUAUAAAUUCUAGCAUCUUUUCUGUGUCCUGACGGCACCUUGUAGUGUCUUGAUCUUCGACAUAGUAAACUACUCGUCUUAUCUAUCAUCUUGGUUCCUUGAAGCUCCUAAUCCUAAUAUAUUUUAUCUGCCUAUAGGGAGUGAUGGGUUUACAUUUCAUUCCAUCACUCACAUUCCACGCUAUUGUGAGGCGCACAACCAUUUCGCCGUCUCCAGAUCACUCUUUGAG